Molecule: messenger RNA, 899 nt
Organism: Cylicocyclus nassatus
Lineage: Eukaryota; Metazoa; Nematoda; Chromadorea; Rhabditida; Strongylidae
Source: the annotation of a GenBank genome assembly
UGUACAUUUUAGGCGCCGUUGUUCAUAUCAUGGCGUUGCGGCUCAUCUUGGAUAUUCUUCCUAAGCAAGUAUCGAGACGAUGGUGUAACGCUGCAAUCAUACGAACAUAUUCUAACGAAAAGCCGUUCAAAUCACUUCUCGCCGAACAUCGCGUAGCCAGUCCGUUUGCACAUCCAACAUAUACGAAAAUGAGGCCCUUAGCUGCGGAUAGUCUGAAGUAUCUCUCUGUUACACAGUCAGAUCCUUCAAAACGUAAAGAUGAUGCACUCAAAAAGGCGAAAUCUGAAUCUUUUCCAAUGAGCACGUCGAAGUCUAUGGAAGAAGUCAAACCUGAGCCAAACAAAGAGCAGCAGGAAUCUGAGAGGCUUUCGGCAAUUGAAGAGUUGGGAUUGCUGAAAGGAGCAUUAGCACAAGGAAGCAAGAGUAGUUCUGGCUCUGAAGGACCUAAAGGAACUAGCGACGAACGUACAUUCGACGAGGAUGCCGAGAAGGAGAAGCGUUGUAAACGUCUAGAGCGCAACACUCGAAUACGCAGAAUCAUACUAUUUGGAAGCAGCGUUGCUGGUCUUGUUGCGUUCUGCUCAUAUUAUGGGUUCCUUCAUACUACGCCGCGCACAGGGCAGCCUCCAGAUCCGCUUAGGAUGCGAGAAUCACUCGGACGCAGACCAUCACAGGAAUCGGAUGCAUCGACAGCCAGCAAAUGGAGCCCCCUUAUCCCCUUCUGGGCAAGAAGUGCAAUACCGGGGAAGAAAAGUGUCGCGAAGAGGGCUAGACUUGGUGAAGAAGAACAGAAUCUGGUACGUGAAGCAACAGAUUCCAUUAAAAAGCAUCUGGAAAAGCUGAAGAAAACCGAUAAAUUCGCACUUUGGAGUCUUUGUGGAAAACUCACAGUGAAGUAA